UUCUCUUUUUCCUCUCGAACGGGCCGCACGAACGGAUCGCUUUCUCCAGCAUGGAUCUAUACUACCUGCCUCUGGUCAGCGCCUGCCGCACCGUUCUCAUGGUGGCCAAGGCCCUGGGUCUCGAUCUAAACAAGAAGCGGGUGAACACCCGGACGGGAGAGCAGCUGAAUCCGGACUUCAUCAAGAUCAACCCCCAGCACACGAUCCCCACCUUGGUGGACAACGGAUUUACCCUCUGGGAGUCGCGUGCCAUCGCCGUUUACCUGAUCGAACAGUACGGAAAGGACGAUUCGCUCUAUCCCAAGGAUGUUAAGAAGCAGGCGGUGAUCAAUCAACGCCUCUAUUUCGACAUGGGCUCCAUGUAUCCCUCGCUGGCCAACUACUAUUACAAAGUGUUUUUCACCGGCCAGAAUGGCACUGAAGAAGACUUCAAGAAGAUCCAGGAGACCUUCGAUUUUCUGAACACCUUCCUGGAGGGCCAAGAGUACGUAGCCGGUGACCAAUACACCGUGGCCGAUAUCGCCAUCCUCUCCAGCGUUUCUACAUUCGAUGUCCUCGAUUUCGACAUCAGCAAAUAUCCGAAUGUGGCCAAGUGGUACGCCAAGGUCAAGGAGAUUACUCCUGGCUGGGAGGAAAACUGGGAGGGCGCCCAGGAUGUGAAGAAAAGUAAUCGCAAUCCCAACAUGGAUUUCUACUACUCCCCUCGUGGCAGUGGAUGUCGCACCGUUAUCAUGGUGGCCAAGGCCCUGGGCUUGGAGUUGAACAAGAAGCAGCUGCGCCUCACGGAGGGAGAGCACCUGAAGCCAGAGUUCCUCAAGCUCAAUCCCCAGCACACCAUUCCCACAUUGGUGGACAAUGGAUUCUCCAUUUGGGAGUCCCGCGCCAUCGCUGUCUAUCUGGUGGAGAAGUACGGCAAGGACGAGUCCCUCUUCCCCAAGGAUCCCUAGAAACGUGCCUUGAUCAACCAGCGCCUUUACUUCGACAUGGGAACAUUGCACGAUUCCUUCAUGAAAUACUACUACCCCUUCAUCCGAACUGGACAUCUUGGAGCUGCCGAGAAUUUUAAGAAGGUCGAAGCUGCCUUUGAGUUCCUAAACAUUUUUCUGGAGGGACAGGACUAUGUGGCUGGUGAACAUUUCACAGUGGCCGAUAUUGCCAUCCUCUCCAGCGUUUCCACUUUCGAAAUAGUUGAGUUCGACAUCAGCAAAUAUCCAAAUGUGGCCAAGUGGUACGCCAAUGCCAAGAAGGUUACUCCUGGAUGGGACGAAAACUGGGAGGGCUUGCUGCAAAUGAAAUCGAUGUAUGAAGCUCAAAAGUCCUCUGCAAAGUAAAAAUGUGUUAAUAUU
Messenger RNA from Drosophila subpulchrella, 1346 nucleotides. RefSeq names its product glutathione S-transferase D4-like. Gene Ontology annotation, biological process: glutathione metabolic process. The record is from RefSeq and is a predicted model, not a curated record. The transcript has 2 exons. NCBI's taxonomy places the organism in Eukaryota, Metazoa, Arthropoda, Insecta, Diptera, Drosophilidae.